GAAAGAAUACAGCGACAGCGAGACGGACGGAGGCUCGUUUUGGGCUUAUGAUUUUAGAGCCAUUCUCCAGCGGACUGAUAUUUACGAUGAGGAUUAUCAUAAGGACUGACUGAGGAACGGCCUGAAAUUGAUCCUGAAGUCUUCCUCAUAUGCCAGCCAUGGACUAGAGAAGAGGACUUUGGGAUUUUGGACAUAACUAUGGCGGUGAGGUGGCUCAUCUCCCAUUGAGAACACAAAAAAUGAGACUGUGAAGCUGCAGUGCAGGCAGCGCAGCCACAUGUUUCGAUGACUCUGGACAUGGAUGCGGUCCUGUCAGACUUUGUUCGGUCCACGGGGGCAGAACCGGGUCUGGCACGAGACCUGCUGGAAGGUAAAAACUGGGACCUGAGCGCUGCUCUGAAUGACUAUGAGCAGCUCCGGCAAGUCCACACUGCCAACCUGCCCCACGUCUUCAAUGAGGGCCGUUACUACAAGCAGCCGGAGCGAAGCGGCACCCCGCAGCACAUCAGCAAACCUGAGCAAUGCCUGCAGAAACAGGAGGACAACACUCAGGAGAAGCGACUGUCUCGGGGUAUCUCCCAUGCCAGCUCGGCCAUCAUGUCUCUGGCCCGACUGCAGGUCACGGGGGAUUGUGCCAGGGAGCAGUUCCCCCUGGAGAUGCCCAUCUACACAUUCCAGCUGCCCGACCUGAGCGUGUACAGCGAGGAUUUCCGCAGCUUCAUCGAGCGUGACCUCAUCGAGCAAUCCACCAUGGUUGCACUAGAGCAGGCCGGUCGUUUGAACUGGUGGUCCACGAUGUGCAUCAGCUGUAAGAAGCUACUUCCACUGGCCACAACUGGAGAUGGAAACUGCCUUCUGCACGCUGCCUCUUUAGGAAUGUGGGGUUUCCAUGAUAGAGAUCUGGUGUUGAGGAAGAGUCUGUAUGCCAUGAUGAAGAACGGGGCGGAGAGAGGAGCUCUGAAAAGAAGAUGGAGAUGGCAACAGACUCAACAGAACAAAGAGUCGGGGCUGGUGUAUACCGAGGAGGAAUGGGAGAGAGAGUGGAAUGAACUGCUCAAGCUGGCCUCCAGUGAGCCACGUACACAUUUCAGCAAGAACGGCAACUCCAGUGGAGGAGUGGACAAUUCAGAAGACCCGGUUUAUGAAAGCUUGGAGGAGUUCCACGUCUUCGUCCUGGCCCACGUUCUGAGAAGACCUAUAGUGGUGAUAGCAGACACCAUGCUCAGAGACUCAGGAGGUGAAGCUUUCGCACCCAUUCCUUUUGGAGGGCUGUACCUGCCUUUGGAGGUGCCUCCUAACCGCUGCCACUGUUCCCCGCUGGUGCUGGCUUAUGACCAGGCCCACUUCUCCGCCCUGGUGUCCAUGGAGCAGAGAGAUCAGCAGAGAGAGCAAGCCGUUAUCCCACUGACCGACUCCGAGCACAAGCUGCUAGCUCUGCACUUCGCUGUGGACCCGGGGAGGGAUUGGGAAUGGGGGAGGGAUGACAACGACAACGCCAAGCUGGCGAAUCUUAUUCUGUCACUAGAAGCUAAACUAAACCUUCUGCACAACUACAUGAAUGUAACGUGGAUCCGAAUUCCAUCUGAAACAAGGGCUCCCUUGGCUCAGCCUGAGUCGCCCACUGCCUCUGCAGGCGAGGACGUACAAUCUUUGGCAGAAUCCAUGGAUUCGGACCGGGAGUCUGUUUGCAGUAACUCCAACAUCAAUAGCGGCAAAUCAAAUAAGGACAAGGACAAACAGCGGAAAGAUAAAGACAAAACUAGAGCAGAUUCGGUAGCAAACAAGUUGGGCAGCUUUAGCAAGACUUUGGGUAUUAAACUUAAAAAGAACAUGGGUGGCUUGGGAGGACUCGUCCAUGGCAAGAUCAGCAAGUCCAACUCGGCGAACGGACGAACUAUGGAGAACGGCGAGCAGAAACCUAAGAAAAAAGACUCGAAAAUACGAAAAGGCAGCAAGGAGGAGUCAGGUCAAUCGGCAAGUACGUCCUCUUCAGAGAAGACGACCAGUCCUUCUCCUACUGACCGUGCAUCCGGUAGCUCACCUGUCGAGAGACAAACAGGAUCGGGCAAAAACUCUGGUGACCGGACACUGGACAACUGGAAGUACAGCACAGACGUCAAACUAAGCCUGAACAUUCUUCGGGCAGCCAUGCAGGGUGAGCGCAAGUUUAUCUUUGCCGGCUUGCUGCUCACCAGCCACCGGCACCAGUUUCACGAAGAGAUGAUUAGCUUUUAUCUGAGCAGCGCCCAGGAACGUUUCAGUGCCGAACAGGAACAGAAAAGAAAAGCAGAGGGCGAGAAGAAAUCACAGACUAAUGGCGUCGCACUGAAGAAGCCGGAGCAGGAGAGCGCUUUUCAAAGAGAGUGUUCGGAUAGCACUCCACCUGACAGUUGCUCGCCGGUUUUGCACCCCAGCCAUAAUGCCAUACAGGCCAUGAAGGUCCAAGAAAGAGGAAGCCCAAAGCUUUCCGCUUCUCCUAUCCCAAUACCCAUUACAGCGUCCAUUUCAGGAUCCUCCAUGUCUCCCAUCCCUUUCUCCUCUCCUAGUAAUGGUGCUAAGAGAUCCGGACCGGUCCCUGUUUCAGCCCACUAUAGCCAUACGCCACCUAUCCAGCGGCACAGUGUCAUCCACCUGAGAGAUGUCAAUCAUCAGUCAUCCAGCUAUCAGGAUGAGUCCUACAAGCCGUUGGUGGGAACACUCAAAACGUGUGCCACCUACCCUCAACAAAACCGUUCACUGUCCUCUCAGAGCUACAGUCCAGCCCGCAUGUCUGGGAUUCGUACUGUCAAUGCCGUAGACACCUUCCCCUACAACAUGCCUGGGGAACACAAGUCACACACAUACACCAACGGUUUCAACACCGGUGACAUCCGGGACUGUCUGGAGUUCGCGGAUGAGGACCCGGUGCCCCAUGGUUGGCUCGGGCAGGACAAAACCAAAGGACAGAACGCAGUUUGUCCGAUGUACUGCUUCCAGCAGAAACGUUGCAGGAGGGACAACUGUACCUUCUAUGGCCGGGCUGAGACUGAGAAUUUCUGCUCCUACUGUUAUAGAGAAGAGCUGAAACGUAGGGAACGGGAGUUGAAGGUGCAUCGACCGGGAUAGCGCGCCACGUAUAAGGCUACCACCGCUGUGUGUGAAAACAACCGCGACGUCACCACCUUUUAGCACUUUGCAAGCGAUACAAAGAACUGGCAUAACAUUUUCCUACUAUAUUUAAGAUCAGCCUCCUUGUAUUCUUGUUACUUUACUCUCGAUAGCAAACGCACACUGCUUUAAAAUGACAGGAAGUGCAACCAGAAUCAGUUUACAGCUUUGGCCAGAGAUUGUGUUAUUGUUUGUCUUACGUCCGAUUGAAUUCAAUCUUUUACUUGUUCUAGAGUAAAAGCUCUCGUCUGUGCAUUUCGCUCAGUCUGUGUUGUAAAACUCCUUGUACCUGCUGAAAGAGAUAUGUCAUGUCAGUUUCAAAAAGAGCUACCCAAUCAUCAACAUGGCAACUCUGUUUAGAGGUCAUUAUAAUGCAAUAUUUCACAGCAUAGCUCUUUGGAAACUCAAUAUUGAAUACCAUAGAUUUGCUGUGCAUUGCAAAUAAUUAAGGGAGGGAGAUGCACUUUUCAAUACUGGAUUUUUCUUUGAAAGCAAUAAGUUUGGUAACAACCGCUAUCCCUCCUGCUUUUAUCUAUGCAUUCAUAACGUCAGCCAUAUUUUCCCAUGUAAUUUUAAGGGAAGUGGGUGGGAUUCAAUGAGAUUGUUGUAAAAUAAUUAUUACUGUGGAAAUAUUCAAUAUAUGACAUAUCAAAAUGUCUUUGGAUAUUGUGGUGUAAACCGUAUGUACAGAUCUGUAAAAAUAAGAGACCAUUCCAAAUUUUUUGUUGGUUUUCCUGAAUUUGUUAUGUAUAGUUUUAGUUAACAUUAUCAUUUUUGUGUUAUUCUGUAACAUUCUGUUUUUUUUUCUCCAAAUUCCACAUAAAAAACACAAAAGAUGCAGAAGACAACAAAUACUGCAAAGAAAAGUUUAUAUUAAUUUUUAAAUAACAAAAUACUUAUGUUUUACAUCUAUUUAAGUAUAGGUUAUUAAAAUACAAUAUUUAAUGGAAUAAAACAGAUUUUAAAUCUCAGCCUUUAAUCUCAGUUUUGCAUUCUCUCAGUCUUUCACAUUUUCUGUUGGGUGACUUUGUCGCUCCGGAGGUUUUCUUUUUAUGUUUAAAUUGACCUUACACUGGAAUAAAAUGGCCGCCAUACAUGUAGAAAUGCAGAUUAAAAGCAUUUAUUGUGGUCUCUUAUUUUUUCUUAGCUAUCUGUUCAUACAAACAUGUUUUUUCAUCAUGCUGCAUUAUUGUAAUAUAAAUCCUUUUCAUGGGAGGGUUUGCAUUCCAUCAUGAUAUCAACUGAAUCCUCACUUUUGUGUCCUACUUGACCUGUAAUACAGUAAGAAUUUGACUUCCAUUCAUGGCUGCCUGUAUUUGCAAUAUACUGUAUAACCCAGUCAUGCUAGUAGAUCAUAAAUAUUAAGAAACGUCUUUGAGACAUGUUCCCUGAGGAUAGAAGUAUGAAAUGCAAACCCUUUUAUGCGUCAGCAGUGGACUAAAGGUGGAGAGUUGUAAACUUUGUGUGCGUCAACUGUUUAUUACCUUCAAUGGCACAGCUUGGCUAUAAGUGCCAAUUGUUCAUCAACAUUAUCAUUCAUGCUAACACUGCCAUGCUAAUCUCUCACAUGCUAAAAAAUGUUCCUCAACCCCAUUUCAUUUGUCCUCAGAUAGAAGUUUUAAACAUGCAGUUACAGUGGUCACUAUUUAAAGAUAAAGACAUUUAAACGAGAUAUAAGAGGGUAGGCUACUUUUAAGUUUUAUUGAUAGCAUUGCUAACAGUGGUGUAACACUGUGUCCUAUUUAGGUGCAACAUUGAAAAAUAAAAUUAUGCACGACGCUACAAAUGUACACAUUUAUGUGUAACAUGUUGGGAGGAAUUUUUACACAUGUGAUUUUAUUGUGUGUAGAAAUGGAAAACCAAUCAAUUUAUUUCUUGUAUGUUGUUAGAUGCAGUCACAUCUUGUUAGGACACAGUGUUCAAAUUGCACUUGUGCUAACUACCAAACAAAAUCAAUUCGCUAAAAAUGGAUGUUUAAGAAACAUAUCAACCUGCAAUGAUAUUUUUGACUCGCCUAGAUGAAACAUUAGCUGCGUUUCCAUUACCUUUCAAAUUUCACAAAUUGAAAAUACACCCACUGGGAACACGUCAAUUUCGCAAACACUCCCAUAUUUAGCAAAAAAAGAUGUACCCCCUAUAAGGUGUUCUUCAUGGAAGGUGUUCUUCAUGGUUUUUGUUGUAUUUACUAGUCACAUGUGUCAUAUAACAUCGUUAACAUUGAAAAUGCUGUCAUUUAGCUGCAUUUUUAAUCAACAUUUAGAAAAUGUUCCAUAUGUUUUGUGCCAAUCUGAAAUGGAAGCCAAUUUAUUUUUCACAGCAUUGCCAUCAACUAAAAGCACCGUCACGCUAACUCUCCACCAAACAUUCCACUGCUCACGAUGCUAGUCCUCACAUGCUAGUUAUUUAGCAUGCUGUAGGCAACUGGUCUCCUCGAAACACCUCAAGACUUUCUACGAACAAUUAGCACAUUAGCCACUUUGUGUCUCUCUGCUAAGCAAAGGCCCCAAGUGUAUUUCUACAUGGAUAAGAUUGCCAUGAGAGCAACGCUUGCUGUAUUAGUUGUGUGUUGAUGUCCAGGUAACCCACGCUCUGUGUUUCUGUCUUUCCUGGCCAAGGAUGUCCACUGCUUUCUUUGUUUUCCUCUCAUGUUUGUAGUCGUCUAUCAUGUUCGUCUUUCUUGUCCCAUGCUCCUGCUUUUCCUCUCCCUCCUUCAUAUUGGACAAGUUCAUGGACUCUCACCGUCUUACAAUUGUAAAAUAUGAUUUUGUAUUCAUUUGAGAGUUUGACACUACUUUAAAUUAUUAAUUUGCACAUUAGGUACCAAUGUAAAUAGCCGGAGAAAAGAGACAAAAUAAGAUUAGUUUAUUGUUUACAACGGUGUCCGUGUGGUUCUUUCAAUUGUUUGGGUUAUUCUAUAAACCUGGUGCCUUUUCCAGUCAGUAUACUUUUUAAAACACAGAAUUUUUGUUAUUCUUUUUACAUACAUGAAUAAAAGGGUCCAAAAAUAGAGUGGUACCCAUUUUUGGACCAUGGGAGCAAGAUGCAUGCACGUGUGCAUCUACGACUUGCAUGUGCCAGUAGGCUUGCGUGCCUGCGAGUGUGUUUUUCCUCAGUGUCCUGUAAUUUGAGCCGUGCCCUAGGCUGCUGUUUCAGUCUGCAUGCAUACAACACCCACAUGAGACCGUCAGCCU
Messenger RNA from Triplophysa dalaica, 6338 nucleotides. It is a transcript of the gene otud7a, whose product is annotated as OTU deubiquitinase 7A. Lineage: Eukaryota; Metazoa; Chordata; Actinopteri; Cypriniformes; Nemacheilidae. Gene Ontology annotation, molecular function: zinc ion binding; K63-linked polyubiquitin modification-dependent protein binding; DNA binding. Gene Ontology annotation, biological process: protein deubiquitination involved in ubiquitin-dependent protein catabolic process; protein K63-linked deubiquitination; protein K11-linked deubiquitination. The record is from RefSeq and is a predicted model, not a curated record. Gene Ontology annotation, cellular component: nucleus; cytoplasm. The transcript is spliced from 13 exons. Bases 286 to 3105 code for a protein of 939 amino acids.